This is a messenger RNA of Nicotiana tabacum (common tobacco), 543 nucleotides long. NCBI's taxonomy places the organism in Eukaryota, Viridiplantae, Streptophyta, Magnoliopsida, Solanales, Solanaceae. The record is from RefSeq and is a predicted model, not a curated record.
AUGAUAGAGCGGUGGCGACCGGAGACGCACACGUUUCAUCUACCCAUCGGCGAGGCUACCAUCAUGCUUGAGGACGAGGAGGUUCUUUUCGGGCUGCCGGUUGAUGGAUUACCUGUAGCUUACCAGCAUGCUCUCAGAGACUACAAGGGAUUUCAUUACAUGCAUAUGUUACAGCGGCUCACCCGAUUCCAGCCAGCGGAGGAGACUGCAUUGAGUGGGGCCAGUCGUUUGCCGCUGACGCCCGUUCAGCAGCAUCUGGAGGCGGUGGAUGCGGAGAUUACAGAUGAUUCACCGCCGGAGGUUAUCGGCCGGCAUACGAGAUUGGUGUUGCUGCUAAUGUUUGAUGGUGUGCUGUUCCCGAACACUUCGGGAAACCUAGUUAGCUUGAGAUUUCUACAUCAUCUUGAGCGGCUAGAUGAUUUACCUGGUUACAGCUGGGGUGCAACAGUUAUAGGUUACCUGUAUAGGCAGAUGUGCCGGGCUAGCAUGGGCACCCAGAGAGACGUUGCCGGAUUUUUAUCGCCGCUGCAGGUGAAAACAUAG